AUGUCAUCCAACCACACCAAUUUCGAUGCGGCAGCUACCGACCGCAAAGCCCGCCUUGCCAAACUGGCCGCCUUGAAGCGGAAGCAGCCCGAACCAGACACAAAUGAAGACGGCGAUGGAGACCAGGAGCUGCCUGAUGCCGAAGCGACCCCGGAUGUGACUUCAAAAUACCUUUCCGGUCGCAACUAUGACGCUGAAGCUCGUGGACCUAAGUUGGGCUUUGAGCAAGGUCCGCAAGAGGGUCAAGUGACACUGGAAGAGCAAGCAGCGGAGAUUGCAAAGGCCACAGCAGAAGAGGUCAUGAAUUAUUCAGAAGACGAGGACGAGCCCAUUGACAUACUCAAACUGCAACCCAAAAAACCGAACUGGGACUUGAAGCGAGAUUUGGCAGAGAAGCUCAAGGUCCUUGAUGUACGAACGGACAAUGCCAUCGCUCGUAUUGUUCGAAAGAGAGUGGAAGACGAUAAGCGCGCUGCGAAAGAGCGUGGGGUCGCUACCAAAGGAGACGAGCAGGGGGAGGAAGUCGGCCUCGAAGGCGAGACUCUUGUUCAGAGUAUUCACAUGCGGGAGCACGAAGAAAAGAGCGACGAAGAAACGAUCUGA
Penicillium olsonii is the source of this 603-nucleotide messenger RNA. Lineage: Eukaryota; Fungi; Ascomycota; Eurotiomycetes; Eurotiales; Aspergillaceae. The record is from the annotation of a GenBank genome assembly.